Messenger RNA from Sabethes cyaneus, 1083 nucleotides. RefSeq lists its product as uncharacterized. Bases 168 to 545 code for a protein of 125 amino acids. Lineage: Eukaryota; Metazoa; Arthropoda; Insecta; Diptera; Culicidae. The record is from RefSeq and is a predicted model, not a curated record. The transcript has 4 exons.
ACUUUGGUGCCUUCGCUUCCAGUGGUGUAGUACAAUCUCUUGGAUCGAAAAGCCUGUUUCAGAGAAGUGUUACUAUUCGGCCUACUAAUAAUAAAUAGAUCCAGUAUCUUGCUUGACGGCAAAAGACUGAAAUUUACAACGGAGAAUAGAAACAUAACGCACAAAAAAUGCGCGUCGAAAUGAAUCUGAACAUUCAGGAAUCUCAGGGAUUGCGGGAUGAUAUUGAUAGCCGUAUAGCGGAGUUUAAACAGGAUUCGGAGAAAAUGAGCGAUCUCAAUUUUUUUGUCGAUGAAGUGCUCAACGAAGCACAGAAAAGCGCUGAAGUUAAGCUUCAAGACAAAUUGGCGGAAGAGAGACCCCGUAACGGGAACAAACUCUUGAGUGGGCUGAAACAGCACCGCGUCGUGACUCGGACAAGGGGUAUUGUGUUGAGAAUUUUCGAGGCAAUAUGCAACUGCACGAAUUCAGCUACACUGCCAGGACAAAGGCCAGGACCAGCUACAGGUGCCCCAGCCACGACAACAACGGCUUCCGAGAAUAAGUAAUCCUAUGCAAGUGUCAAAGUAUCGCGACACAUGCAAUAAUGCUAAACAGAUUUUUUAGUUAUGCAAGUGAUAAAAAAUCUUUACAAAUAAAUAAGAUAAUCGUACAAUAGGAAGGUGCAUACUAUGUAGGAAUCCAACCGUUAAACCACCGUCAGUUUUUAAGUAUCGAUGUAACUAUCGGCAAAACCUACAAUCAGCUAUUGAAGUCAUAUGUUCACUUACAACACAGAAACCUUCCAUCACAAUUGUAGUAUGUAUUUUGGAAUCCAAACCGCAACGAUUUGAUCUCACAAUUUGAAUGAAUCAAUUUUUUCGUGUCUUAUAACAAUUGGACCGCAUUAGAAACUGCAUUUUUUGGAACUUUCUACGAGUCCCUAUUUGGUGUAUAGAACUGCUAUCCUGGUGAUGGGAUACAAAAACCUAUGGAUGUUAGAAAUAGUAUCUUAGUUUUGCAAAACAUGUAUUCCAGGAACUGAAACAUAUGUAACACUGUGUACAGACCAUAUUCAAUAAAACGCACAAUGGUGCCAGAUGUAUA